Messenger RNA from Aureococcus anophagefferens, 2406 nucleotides. RefSeq lists its product as hypothetical. The transcript is spliced from 3 exons. Gene Ontology annotation, molecular function: calcium ion binding. The coding region runs from base 1 to 2406 and encodes 801 amino acids. The record is from RefSeq and is a predicted model, not a curated record. NCBI's taxonomy places the organism in Eukaryota, Pelagophyceae, Pelagomonadales, Pelagomonadaceae.
AUGCCGCCCCCCUCCUCCGCGUCGCUCUUCGAGUUAAGACUCCUCGCGGGCGUCGGCGGCUUCGCGUCGCACUGGCUUCAUUUAUGCAUCGGCCUCUUCAUCAAGGACUCGUCGCUCGGUUCGGCCACCAUCGUGCCCUUCUUCGUGCUCAUGAACCUGUGCCGGGGCGUCGCCGUCGUCUCCGCGGAGCGCCCCGCCCGCCUCGCGGCCCUCCACGCGCUCGCGGCCGGCGCGUGCUUCGUGAGCGCCGUGUUCCUCGACCGCGGGUCGCGCGCGGCGCUCGUCUUCCCCGCGGCCGCCGUCGGCCUCCUCGACCCGCUCACGUGCUGCGGCGUGCGCAUCCGCGGGCACGCGCGGAGCGGCGACGACGCCUGGCGCGACGCGGCGGACCAGAGCGUCUGGACGGCCUUCAACGCGGGCCUCGUCGCGAGUUUCUCCGGCGGCGUGCUCUACGAGGCGCUGGGCAUGCGGUUCCUCUGCGCGGCCCUCGGCGGCGUCGCCGCGGGCCUCGCCGCGGUCCACGCGCGCGAGGCCCGGCGGCCGGGGCGCGUGCGCCGGUCGCUGAGCGUGCACCUGUUCCACGGCGGCUCGAGUCGCGUGAACGUGAACGUCUCGGCGAUGAUGUGCCCGGGCGUGACGUCGGGCGCGAUGCUCGGCGUCAAGAGCGUCGUGCUCAUCUCCAUGUGCGCGACGUUCGUCACGACCCUCAAUUGGCAGCUCGCGGCGAACUACUACGACAAAGAGCUCCGGCAGCCGCCGAGCACGCUCUUCGCGGUCCUGGUCGUGACGACGCUGCUCAUCGUCAACGGCGAGCGCGCGCAGCUGGCGACGCUCACUCCCUUCCUCGGCCACGGCGCGUCGCACGGCCCCGAGUCCCUGCUCUGGGCCUUCGGCCUGGCCGUCGCGGCGCUCUGCGGCUUCGCGGCGUCCGCGGGCCGCCCGGCGGCGCGCGUCGUCCAGAUGGUCCUGCACGGGAUCGUCGAGUUCUACGUCGACUUCGCGCUGCGGUGCGCCCACCGCAUGCUCGACGCGACCUGCGAGGCGGCGCGCCUGCGCUACGAGGACUACGCGGUCGUGCGCCAGAUCGGCCACGUCGUCGCGCGUCUGUACGCGUCGGUCGUCGGGCCGACCCUGUACUUCCGCGUCGGGCCCGAGGCGCCGUUCCUCUUCAACGUCGUCGUCGUCGCCGCCGCCAUGGCCUACGCGGGCGCCGUCUUCAUCGACAACCUCGGGAACACGAUCCGCGACGUGUCGUUCCAGCUCAACCCGGCGCUCGAAAGGGAGCCGCGGCCGUCGCUCGUCAAGGCGACCUCGAUCAUCUCCGUGCUCGGCUCCCAAACCAUGCUCGCCUCGGGGGACCCGGGCGGCCCGCCGCCGCUCGCCAUCUACGCGGGCCUCUUCCGGAGGCGGGCCGGCCGCCUGCGCCCGUCGACGACGCCGACGCGGUCCUUCGAGGUCCGCGGCCAGCGCGUCGAGCUCGACGACAUCGACGAGCUCCGCGCGGCCUUCGACGCCGCGGACGCGGAUCGCUCCGGCGCGCUCGACCGCGGCGAGGCGCUGGCCAUGCUCACCGCGCGGGGCGUCGCGCCCGGCGACGCCGCCGCGAUCUUCGAGAACGCGGACCUCGACGGCGACGACCUCGUCGACUUUGGCGAGUUUUUGAAGCUCGUCGCCGCGUCGCGGGCCGCGCCGACCGACGCCGUCGUCGUCGAGCUCGACGACGCGACGUCGUUCUCGCUUUCGGGAGCUGACGUCGACGCGCUCCGGGAAAAGUUCGACGCCGCCGACGCCGACGGGUCCGGCGCGCUGGACGUCGGGGAGAUCGCGGCCCUCGCGGGCCUCGCGCCGGACGCCGCCGCGGCGGUGCUGGGCCUCGCGGACGGCGACGGCUCGGGACACGUCGAGUUCCCGGAGUUCCUGCGGCUCGUCGGCAUCUGCCGCGCGGAGUCGGAGAAGGGCCUGCUCGCCCGGGCUUCGUCGUCCGUCGCCGCCGGGGACGCGCUCGGCGUCAUGCGCGCCUCGAGCCCGAGCGCGCCGCCGAGCGCCACGCCCGGCCCGAGCGCGACGUUCGCUCCGACGUCGCACCCGACGGCGACGCACGCGCCGACGGCGCAGCGCAUCAUCUACAAGCCGAAGGACUGCGACGACGAGGAGGACCGCAUCGAGCGGCGCUUCCACCGCAUCGCCAUCACGCUCGGCACGCUGAUCGCCGCCAUGGGCGUGGCCAUGAUCAUCAUGGCGCUCAUGUCCAGCUUCCGCGCCAAGUGCGAGAUCGACGUCUGCCGCUACUCCGGCGACUCCUACGACAUGGGCGACUGCUUCGCCUGCGGCGACUGCUGCGCCGUCGCCGAGGACCCGCCGCCGAAGAACGUCGAGAUGCCGCACCGCGUCGACGACUACGACUAG